Messenger RNA from Branchiostoma belcheri (Belcher's lancelet), 3670 nucleotides. RefSeq names its product Wilms tumor protein 1-interacting protein-like. NCBI's taxonomy places the organism in Eukaryota, Metazoa, Chordata, Leptocardii, Amphioxiformes, Branchiostomatidae. The record is from RefSeq and is a predicted model, not a curated record. Gene Ontology annotation, cellular component: transcription regulator complex; nucleus; P-body. The transcript has 8 exons. Gene Ontology annotation, molecular function: transcription corepressor activity. Gene Ontology annotation, biological process: cytoskeleton organization; negative regulation of hippo signaling; regulation of DNA-templated transcription. The coding region runs from base 284 to 1834 and encodes 516 amino acids.
CCCAGACCAGGACUACCGCCAGGCCCCCCCUCCCGCUUCAGUCCCGUCGCCAGGAGCGGUGCCAAGUUACGCGUCGGUGAAAUCCAACUACUCAGGGGAGGGCCUGUCGGACGCCGGUCAGAGGAGAGGGGGGCCCCCCCAGCAUCAACAACCACCCCCGCGACAGUUUUCCUCUAACCAAGGGGGGAGGGCGAGCUACGAAUCCAGUCCGCGCUCUAGCGCCAGUUUCGACUCUCACCAUUCCAGCCCAAGAUCGAGUGUCAGCGGGCAGUCACCAGGUGUCAUGCCACAACAGUCGGCGAGAACCGCUCUGCAAAACCACUCCCAAAGUCCGAGAAAUGUUCAGCCGAACCACUCACAACAAUUGCAGGGGGAGAGGAACGCUCUGCCGAACCACUCGGGGGCUUUGCACGAUUCCCGACUUUCCAGUCCGAGGUCUUCCUUGACGAGUUCCUCACAGGACUCGCGACACUCGAGUCCGCGGUCCAGCAUCUCCAACCCGCCUGCUGAGAAGUUUCCCUCCCCACGGUCCAGCCUGGUCAGCCCGCCCGCCGAAAGGUACCCCAGCCCCAGGACGAGCCUGUCGGGCUUCGAGCACCAUUCCAGCCCGCGCUCGAGCGGCGCCAGCUCCGACAGCCAGCACUCGAGCCCGCGCUCCAGCCUCGCGUACCCCUCCCCGUACCCGGGCUCAAAUUCCCGAGCGGGGCCCCCGACAGGGUAUGACCCAGGCCCUGUCUACAAGCAUACCGGCCCCGCCGGGUCAGGCCUGCUCAGCACGGGGCAGAGCUUGGAGCCCCCCUCCCCACGGACUUCAUCCCUCAACUACGAUAAACUCGGCCGGCCGAGCCUUGAAGGCAGGGGGUUCGCCACGGCCCCCCGCCCUGCUGUCCCUACUACACCCACCGGCGGGUACGAUGUCAAGCAUGCGGGCCAAAAUAGCGGGGGGCCGGGUGGAUAUAGCCCGGCCAAGCCAUACGGCACGGACACCGUGGUAGCCACUUCCGGGGCCGGCCAGGUACAGUACUCCACUCCGUACGGACAGCAACAGCGAGCGGUGGCGGCCGGUAGUCGGGUCCAGACCACCGCCAAGCCCAAGCUGCGGUACGAGGUGACGCCGCCGAGGGCCUCAGGGCCGACAUCCGCCGAGCUCAAACUAGAAGCGAUGACCAGAGAACUUGAGGGUGAACUUGACGAUCUCCCACAGGGAGAGUACUUCGGUGAGUGCCACGCCUGUGGGAAGGCAGUGAACGGUGCAGGACAGGCGUGUCAGGCCAUGGGAAACCUCUACCACACACAGUGUUUCGCCUGCUGCUCAUGUGGGAGAACGUUACGUGGAAAGGCAUUCUACAAUGUCAAUGGGAAGGUGUACUGUGAAGAAGACUAUUUGUACUCCGGUUUCCAGCAAACAGCCGAGAAAUGUGUAGUAUGUGGGCACCUCAUCAUGGAAAUGAUAUUGCAGGCAAUGGGGAAGUCCUUUCACCCCGGCUGCUUCAGGUGUACAGUGUGUAAUGAGUGUUUAGACGGCGUUCCCUUCACAAUCGAUGCAGACAACAGGAUAUACUGUGUCAAGGACUAUCACAAGAAGUUUGCGCCAAAGUGUGCGAGGUGUCGUCUCCCCAUUACUCCGGUAGAGGGUAAGGACGAAACGAUACGAGUGGUGUCCAUGGACAAAGAUUAUCAUAUAGAAUGCUACAGAUGUGAAGACUGUGCGUUACCGUUCAGUGAUGAGGAGGGCAGGAGAUGUUACCCGCUGGAGGGUCACCUGUUGUGUCACGACUGCCACCUCAUCAGGCUGGAGAGGAUGAAGAGAAGACCACAAGUCACCGAGUUAUGAGGGAAACCCGACAGAACACAACCUGGCAGCUCGUAGGUCCUUGUAGGGAAGCCGUCCCUCGUGUAGGAGAGAGUGGACUGUGGACAAGAAGUGCCUUUACCUGUGCCUUGCCGGAAAACCUGUGCCAUGUGUAAUGUAGUUGUAAACAGGUACAACACAGCCAUGAGUUCUGGUCAUCAUGGACAACAGAGGAUGAACAAGAACAGUGAGAGAGGAUUUUGAAACCUUGACAAAGGAUUCCUGUAGCAUACUGUGUAUUGCGGCACACUGGCAUAGGCUAUGCCUGUACUCCGAUAAUCGACACAGAAAAGGUUUGCUGCAGCAAUGUUGCAGAAAGGUGUGAUGGUGUUGACAUACAGGCAGAGAGACUCUGGUGCUGUGGUUGUUGAGAGAUGUAGAUGGUAGAUAGGAACAGCAGGUUGUUCUGGACAUUGUGGUACACAAAACUGUUGUGUACCUACCAAGUGUCAUCUGGGGCGGAGCUGGUGUAGUGCCACUUACAGCGACGGGAGUUUUACCUGGAAUGCUGGUCAGGCGACACCAAGAAAUUAACCAGUCCCCCCACUUUAGUUAGUUUGUUAGAAAAGUUGAUGAACAGCUAGUUUACAGCAAAAUGGGUAAAUUUAUUGAGUGUUUAAUUUGGGUACAGCUCUACAUAAACUUAGGCCCACCUUGCGAACAGAUACAGGAGGGCUGUUGUGGACCAAAUCUGCACAUAACGUAAACGCUGCAUUUUUGCCAUGCCCGAAAAAUCAUGCCAUAUAGCUGUCAGUACGUGCUAGAUAUGAUACUGUACUGGUCUCUUUAAGAUUUGGAUUGCUAGCUAGCGGAAUGUCAGAAAAAUAUUGUGCAAACCAAAUUGCUUGAUGUUUUGCACUGCUUUAUUGUUAUAUAGGAUUGGUUAAAGCUGCAGGUGCUGCAAAAAUGGUUGCAUUGUAAUCUAUACAGGGUAUGCUGUUAGUGAGCAAGUUUUUUUUAAAGACAGGCAAGUUGUUUAGUCAAAGCUUUAAUUUAAGCACUGGGGAGCUACAUUUAUACCCAUAUCCAUGUUAACAUGCUCACUUAGGCAUUAUUUCAUGCAGUAGUUAGAUAUGUAUUUACUAAACUGCCUAGUCAGCCUAGUGCCUUUCACUCAUUGUAACUCCUGUAACAUUUUUGUCCUUUCUGUCAAAUGUUGAUGUUGAGGCAGUAUGGCUGCCAAGUUUUGUGUAAUUGCCAAUGAGGAAAGCAGAGAAUUGCUGCUUUUAUGUGUAGAGUUGUAUUAUUUUUAAAGAGUAUAUUUUAUGCUGGUCUGUACCAUAGCAAAAUAUGUGUACUGAAAAAAAAAUCAAUUCUCUGAAGAGUUCAUUUGUAUGUGAGGGAAGACAAAGUGCUUCUCUCCUAGUACUAGCUGUAAACAUGAGAAGGAUGCAUGUGCAUUCUUUGUACAACAGAGUACAAUAGAACACUAGUAAAAUGUAUUAAGCCCCUGUUCUGUCAUUUACCCUUUUCACCCCAUGAUAAAUAUGUACUGGUCCAAAAUCAUUGGGAAAAGAUACUUGUGUUAGGCCUGCAAUACUCUCAAGUAGGGAGGUUUUUAAGGCUACUGUCGGCACAUUUUUUAAAUUUUUUAUCUUAGUUGUGUUGAUCUCUGAGAUCCUGCUAUUUAGUUAGGUUCAUGACGUAUGCAAAAUGUUGGACUGUACCACUCUCAUAGCGGUGCUCAGGAUGUCUGUAGGUAAAGUGUGCUGUCGAUACACGUGACAGCAAAUGCUGCAAUUGUUGCAUGUAUCAUAGGGCAAGCUAGAUAGGAAGAGAGAGAGAGAUCAGAGAAAGAAAUUAAACCUUGAGAAGAAA